CCGCUCGGCCCGGAAGUACCUUCGUCGUUUUUUGCGGAAUCCUCCGAGCAGCUCAACCAUCCAAGUUCAGCACAACACCGUUAGUAUAAUGUCUAAAAUACUCUUCUUAUUAACUUAAAUCAUAUUUUUAACGCUCUGCGCGUCUUCCGGACCGGUUCGGCUGAACAUGCUGGAUCCGGAUGAAGUCUCCCGGUUGUGCUACGAGCGUUUCCAGCAGCUUCCCCGCAGAGGGAAGCCUGAGCCGGGCAGAGAGUGGACCCUGCUGGCGGCGGUGCUCCAAGUCACCCGGAAAGAAAACCCAGACUCAGUUGAGAAGGAGGUCGUUUCCAUGGGAACCGGCACCAAAUGUAUUGGACAGACAGCGAUGAGUCCCAACGGUGACGUACUUAAUGACAGUCAUGCAGAAGUUAUAGCCAGAAGAGGCUGCAUCAGAUAUCUGAUCCAGCAGCUUCAUGAAGCCGUCAGCGGUCGCAGCAGUUCAGUGUUUUGUCCGUCAGACCAGAGAGGAAAGUGGAAGCUUCGACCUGGAGUUUCCUUCGUCUUCUUCACCAGUCACACUCCCUGUGGAGACGCCUCCAUCAUCCCCAUGAAAGACGAGCAAUCUCAGCCCUGCCCUCCUGUCACACCUGUACAGGUAAGCCAUGAAGGAGGAGGAGGCCGGAAAAGAAAAGCCGACGAACCGAGUGAAGAUCAGAACCCAAAGAUGUCCCGACUGGAUUUAAAAGAGACGGAACAAGUGGACAGAAGAGACACAGAAGCGUCUGAAUCCUGGGCUGAUUCUACAGAAACAUCAGUGGAAACGAGCGACGUUGUUCCUCAGGUUCCAGACGUCCACAGAACCGGGGCCAAGUGUGUCCCUGGUGUCCCGGCGGACCCCCUCCAGCCCGGGCCGGGCUACCACAGCACCGGGGUUCUGAGGGUGAAGCCGGGCCGAGGAGAACCCACCCUGUCCCUGUCCUGCAGCGAUAAACUGGCCCGCUGGGGGGUUCUGGGCUUCCAGGGAGCUCUGCUGUCCCACUACCUCCAGGAGGCGCUCUACUUCACAGCCGUGGUGGUGGGACGGUGUCCUUACAGCCCAGAGGUGAUGCUCAGAGCUCUGGUCACAAGGUGUUCCCAGGUAUCAGACCUUCCAGCCGGUUUCUCCGUUCGUCCUCCGGUUCUGCUGCAGUCCAGCCUGGAGUUUCCCUUCAGCCAGGCCCAGACGGAGCUCCACCGCCGGGACGGACAGGGACGGAUCUCCCCCUGUGGGGCAGCCAUCAGCUGGUGUAACGUCCCAGACCAGCCACUAGAUGUCACCGCUAACGGCUACAAACACGGAGUCACCAGGAAGGUCCUGGGAACUCCCAAAGCCAGGUCUCUUCUGUGUAAACUGGAGCUCUUCCGUUCCUUCCUGUCUCUGGUUUCGGCCACCGAUCCGUCAGCGCUGCCCGACUCUCUCAGGCCGUCGGACCUCCAGACCUACUGGGAUUACAAGCAGGCGUCCUCCUGGUACCAGCAGACCCAGCAGCAGCUCCUCCUCCAGGCUUUUCCUCUGUGGCCUCGUAGUGACAGAAACCUCCUCCUGUUCCGCUGACGCUCCUCAUCCUCCGUCCUUCAUCCAUAAAACACAGACUUAGUAGCAACAGGAAGUGAGAGGUGGAGGGUCAAACCAACUGCCCACCUCAAAGUGUCGUUUUGUCUCAUUUUUGUCAUUUGUGUGACUUCGUCAAUUUGUGUCUUGUUUUUGUCCUUUUGGCAAUAGAUUUUUGUUCAGUUUGUUUCAUUUUUUUUGUUUUGUCUCAUUUUUAUCGUUUUUGUCAAUUUUUGUUGUUUUGUGCCUUGUUUUUGUUGCUUUGUGUCUCAUUUUUGUUGUUUUGUGUCUUGUUUUUGUAAUUUUGUGUCUCAUUUUUGUAAUUUUGUGCCUCGUUUUUGUCGUUUUGUGUCUCGUUUUUGUCGUUUUGUGUCUCGUUUUUGUCGUUUUGUGUCUCGUUUUUGUUGUUGUGGUACAUUUCAAACUCUCGAUGACAGGAAUGUCAGACUUUUUAAUAAAACGAUAAAACACUU
Molecule: messenger RNA, 2043 nt
Organism: Amphiprion ocellaris (clown anemonefish)
Lineage: Eukaryota; Metazoa; Chordata; Actinopteri; Pomacentridae
Gene: adat1
Product: adenosine deaminase tRNA specific 1
Exons: 9
Coding region: 167-1573 (468 amino acids)
Biological process (GO): RNA processing
Molecular function (GO): adenosine deaminase activity; RNA binding
Source: RefSeq, a predicted model, not a curated record